Molecule: messenger RNA, 974 nt
Organism: Dermatophagoides pteronyssinus (European house dust mite)
Lineage: Eukaryota; Metazoa; Arthropoda; Arachnida; Sarcoptiformes; Pyroglyphidae
Source: RefSeq, a predicted model, not a curated record
UUUGGAAAAAAAUCAAAUUCAUUUUUUUGGAGGAAAAUUCCCGGAAACCGAAAAAAAAAAUGUUUGAAAACUUUUUUCAUUCAUUUUUGGUCAUUUUAUUAUUCAUUUUAAUCAUUCAGUUUGAUUAUGGUCAAACAAUCGAUGUUUUGGAUGAUAAUUUUACCAGCGUAAAUAAUGUAACCAAUAAUCCACAAUGGAAAUCAUGUGAUACGAAUCGAAAUUGUACCCAAAUGAAACAAUUUUGUUUUGAAGGUCGAUGUCAUUGUCAACCAUCUUAUAAAUGGAAUCCCAUCAAUGGUCAAUGUGAAUAUGAAAAUUGUUUGAAGGAUCUCAGCGUAUGUCAAUCAGUUGGACGUGAAUGUCGUUCAUUAUCAUCAUCAUCAUCAUCAUGGUUGAAUAUUUUGCCAAGCCAUCCAAUCAAAUAUGAUUGUCAAUGUCCUGAUGAUCAACAAGAAGAUCAAACCGGGGCAUGUCGUUAUAAAUGUCAAACUGAUCAAGAUUGUCAACGAAUAGAUUCGGGUAGUAAAUGUUCUCGAAUCGAAUCAUUAUGUGAAUGUCCAUUAAAUUAUCAUCGUAGUAGUAAUGGUAGUUGUGAACGAUUUGAAUGUAAAUAUGAUGAACAAUGUUAUCGUUGGGAUGAUCUAAUUGAUCGUCAAUGUCAAAUGGGCGAAUGUCAUUGUAAUUAUGAUCAAGAUGAAUUCGGUAGAUGUACAAUUUAUUGGUAUCGAUUAUAUCGUUAUCGAUUCGAUACCGGUGUUCAUCGAAUAUUUUUAAUGACCAUUUUAAUUGUACCGGUUGUAUUUAUUUAUUGUUUUUUUGCCAAUUUUCGUCGUUUACAACGUUCAACAUCAUUUCAAUCAAUCAAUCAUCGGUCAAAUCAAUAUUUUCCAACGGCAAACAUUCAUAGAUUUAAUGAAAAAAUAGCUAGAGAAAAACAUUUAACUUAUUAUAAAAAUAUUGAAAAUUUAGUGUAA